Molecule: messenger RNA, 1460 nt
Organism: Fusarium verticillioides 7600
Lineage: Eukaryota; Fungi; Ascomycota; Sordariomycetes; Hypocreales; Nectriaceae
Exons: 3
Coding region: 120-1142 (340 amino acids)
Source: RefSeq, a predicted model, not a curated record
CUUGGGUGAAAGUGGAAAGAACCUGGAAGGGAAAGGGAAAUGGAAAGCGAAAGGAGGAAGGAGCUCUGAGGAAGAAGGGACAAAGCUCACAAUUGAAUUCAGUUGAACCUGCGGAAGGCAUGUCCAACAACCGCUACCUGCGCUACUACACCUCACUCUACGGAUACAACUUACCCACCCCUCCACCCCCUCUGCUCUGCACAUACACCCCGGCCCUUAGUUCGGUGGGAUGGGAUAGAGUAAGUUGGUGCCAUGGUCUCGUGGGAUUAGGUUGGAUUGGAUUGCCAUCGGUAGCGUCUGAAUGUAUCCCCUUAUUGCUCUCAAUAUUGUCACUAGCUCUGCGUUCCCUUCAUUAUAAUAAGCCUCCCUCCUUCUCUCGAAUCUCCCUCCUUCCUUCUUCUCUAUCAACGCCUCAGUCAAUUCGCUACUUCGUUGUGCCUAUUUCCCACUACCUAAUUAAUACUCAGUCAUUCUUUCAACCCCACCAAAUCUCACCAACCUUCAAAAUGAAGUACACUCUCGCUACCAUUGCUGCCCUCGCCUCCGUGGCCCUGGCUAAGCCUGCUUUCCUCAACACCGAGUUCGAUCUCACUGAGGGCCAGCCUUACACCAUCAAGUACUCUGGCUGUGAUGAUGGCUGCACCAUUGUCCUCCAGAACGGCCCUUCUGACGAUCUCUCUGACUACAAGACCCUGACCACCGAUGCCACUGGUGACUCUUUCACUUUCACCCCCUCUGAGCUUCCCUCCGACACCUACAACUUCAAGAUCACCGACAAGGCUGGCGAGGUCAACUACAGCGCUCAGUUCCCCUACAAGGGAUCAUACGCCGCUCCCUCUGUCACCAAGUCCGCCACCGCUACUGCUGAGACCACUGCUGCCGUUUCCACCAAGGAGUCUACCACCCUUGCCAGCGUCACCAAGUCCGCUGAGGAGACCACCACUGUUGCUAAGCCCAUCAUUCCUACUCAUGCUCCUUCCAAGAACGCUACCACUCCUGCUGCUCACCCCACUCCCUCCAAGACUGGCAGUGCCGGCGGCGAGACCAGUGUCCCCAGCGUCCCCGAGAGCGGUGCUUCUCGUAUGACAUCCUCGCUGGCUCUUAUUGCCGGUGCCGUUAUGGCCAUGGUUUACCUCAACUAAGUUAUGGACAUAAUGUUUUAUGCGCAUAAAUGGGAUGAAGAAAGAGCGGUUUGAUGAGACUCCAGUUUCGGGUGUAUAAUUCUACUUUAAUGAUGGCCUUUGUUUUAUUCUUUUCCGGUUACCCUAUGAGGCGUCGCGGCCGGCUAUAUCCACCGAUGAACCUUGCUUUGGCUUGUCUGAGAGGAAGAAAGCCUGGUAUUUAGAAAUCAAUUAGACUCGAGUUGGUCUGUUUUUAAACACUUGUUUCGUCUUUGUGAUGUCUUUUCAUGCUGAAGACUUUGUAGCCCGUAGAGCAUCUUAUGACAUUGAUCGUGUGAA